AUGAAGGUUACCACUGCCCUGGCCCUUCCAGUAUUCUGCCGCAGUGAGGUACAUGUAUACUUGAUCUGUGCCUCGCCACACCCUGAGAUUGGCAAAGUGACAACUGGUAACUGUCACAUCUUGCUUUGCUACAUGUUCAGUACCGGCAAAGAAAUAUGUGCCGAGAGUCGUAGCAUUUGA
Plenodomus lingam JN3 is the source of this 180-nucleotide messenger RNA. The record is from RefSeq and is a predicted model, not a curated record. NCBI's taxonomy places the organism in Eukaryota, Fungi, Ascomycota, Dothideomycetes, Pleosporales, Leptosphaeriaceae.